Messenger RNA from Odontomachus brunneus, 5326 nucleotides. RefSeq lists its product as uncharacterized. The coding region runs from base 450 to 3665 and encodes 1071 amino acids. The record is from RefSeq and is a predicted model, not a curated record. Lineage: Eukaryota; Metazoa; Arthropoda; Insecta; Hymenoptera; Formicidae. The transcript has 14 exons.
CGAGGAAUUAACCAAUCAUUGAGCAAAUAUGAUGAACAUAGAAAAUAAGAAACACAAGAGUGUUUACUGUACGUAAAGUUUUAUGAAAGGGCGAUUCGGCAUUAGGAUUGGUUAGAAACGUAUACCAGGAGGAUGGACAAAUAACCGCAAAUUGUGUGUGGUAUUCUUGUUUAUUGUGCAGUAAGGAGUUGUCUUUUUUUUCCUUCAUUGUUUAUAUCUUAUUAUAUUUUACUACCUCCCAUUUAUGUGGAGGAGUUUCUGGUAUCUACGAGCUAAAUAUUUCAUUUUUACUCAAACACGCAGUGGAUAUUUCGUAAUACGGUGAUGGAAACUACAAGAGAAGUCAAACACAGAGUUAUUUCAAUAUUGUUUGCUAUUGUUUACAUGAUCUGUAAUAAGCCGUGAAUUUCGGCGUUCAGUUAAUAUUAAAAUAUCGUCAGGCGUCUAUUAUGGAAAACAAAAGUUGCAACAAUUUUAUCAGUUAUGUGGGACUUGAAGAGCAUGAGAUUCAGACUUUGAGUUCCAGUCGCCGUAAUUCAUUAAUUGAGAAUAGCAUUAAAUUAUUACCAGGAGAAGUUCUUAUUGCUGAAGCACAAAGUGUUCUUAUGUUUUCACCAGUCAGUGACUUGAAGCAAGGUAUAUCGGGUGUAUUGUCGGUGACUAAUUUCAAGCUUACUUUUAUUACUAGUGAUGACUCGAAUGGAGAGGAUGUUACUCACCAACAAAAUCACCUAUAUGGGUAUACAGAUACAUGUUUGACAAAUAUUGAUGAAAUUUACAUAAUGGUGGGUGAUAAAAAAAGAAAACUAGUUCCUGGCAAUACAGUACCAUCAAAAGUGAAAGGAAUAUUCAUUAUUUGUAAAAAUUUAAGAACAUGGUCUUUCUCUUUCAAAUUUUCUCCUCUUGGACAUGGUAAAAAUCUCCUUACAGCAUUGCUACAUCAUGCUUUCCCUAGCAGACAUCAGUUGUUAUUUGCCUAUGAUUACAAGGAAGCUUAUUACAGCAGCCUUGACAAAAACGUCCAACUAUUUCGAGAUUUAUCAGAUUGGCAAAACGAAUUAAAAAGAACACUGAAUAGUGAUGAAAUCAGGAAAGGUUGGAGAUUAUCUACUGUUAAUGCCAAAUUUCAGCUUUGUCCUAGUUUAUCGCAAUAUGUGAUCGUACCUGCAUCUGUAACCGAUAGUCAGUUAACAGAUGCAGCGAGGCAUUUUCAAGGUAAUAGACCUCCGGUGUGGUCUUGGACAAAUGUGUAUGGAGCAGCGUUAGUAAAAAUGUCUGAAUUGUUACCGACGAUAACAGAGAGGAGGCAAGAGAACAUUAUGUUCGAAAAUGUUCGUAAAAGCCAUCCUCAGAAGAUGCCGCCGGUUGUUAUCGAAUUAAAUAAAGAUAUUAAUGUAAAGUUAAUAGCUGUAGGUUUUUCUAAAUUCAUUAGUUUAUGUUCGGCAGAAAAUAUUAGACAAUUUUGGAUUCAAGAUAAUAAUUUUUAUUCGUUGUUAGAAAAUACAAAAUGGCUUAAGUAUAUAUCGUACUGCUUGCAAAAAGCAGUCGAUGUCUGUGACCGUCUUAAUUUAGGGUACUCUGUCAUCUUACAAGAAGGUGCCGGUAGAGAUUUAUGCUGCGUUAUAUCAGGUUUAGUUCAACUAUUACUGGAUCCUCAUUUUCGCACUAUCACGGGCUUUCAAUCGUUACUGCAAAAAGAAUGGGUCGCUGGAGGUCAUCCAUUUUGCGACCGAUUAGGCCAUAUUGUUAAAACUAACUCGGAGAAGUCUCCAUUGUUUCUACUGUACCUCGACUGCGUUUGGCAAUUGUGUCAACAAUACCCGACCGAAUUCGAAUUCACGGAGACUUACUUGACUACGUUAUGGGACACCGCGCACGUUUCUAUCUUUGACACCUUUAUCUUUAAUUGCGAAAGAGAUCGGGCAGUGGCAGCUAUGGAUCCCAACACACCUCUUGUGCUUCGUAGCGUUUGGGACUGGCGGGAGCAGUUCAGCGAUCAAGAUAUCUUGUUAUUUUACAACCCUCUGUUCGUACCUCGCAAUACCAGUAAGACGGACAGCAGGGCGGUCCUGAAACCUUCCUGCGCUAUUUCCAGCUUAGAACUUUGGACGCAGUGUUACUUCCGAUGGAUACCGGCACUCGAGAUUCAUAAUGGCGGGCAAAGGCAUGCCGAGCUCUACGUCAGAUUGCUUCAGAAUGACGUGAAUCAACUUAAGAUCAACGUGAACGGCAAUUGCGGCUCACCCGUGGACAAAGUCGGUGUCUACUCCCUUCAUACGAACAUCGAUAGCUUUUAUCCCUUUAGCAAUAAAAGAUCGGGCAACACCAUCAGUACCCCGAUUAUGAAUAGUUCAAUUCUCAUAACAGAGAGCUUAUUAGACGCACAAUCAUUGAUAACCGCGACUGACGUUAAUUGUUUAAUAAAUAUCAUGUUGGAUAAUUCUACUGCCAUUCGACGUCCAAAGGAUCAAGCUUCCACUAAUGGAGCUCAGAAGAAUGCUAGAAAAAGAACAUCCACUCUGGCAAUGGAAGAUAGUUCAAGCCAUCCGAAAGCUGUCUCCAACUUGGACGCGGAACACUUAACACUCUGGCAACAUCCAAUUAUAACAUUGCAUUAUUUCUUUAAUGAAGUGUUCAUUAAUCUGAUUAGUUUAGCAAAGAAGACAUUGCUUUAUAAACGGACAGUAUGUGCUGCAAUUUCGGUUGUAAUACUGUUUCUUGCGUUAAGUAGGAUUUCUGGUCCUCAGCAAGAGAUUAUUAAGUUAUGGGAAGCUAAGAUUAUAUGGUGGUUAUAUUGGGUAGGAUUAGGUGUAUUAUCAAGUGUGGGCCUUGGAACAGGUUUACACACUUUUGUGUUAUACUUAGGGCCACAUAUCGCAGCUGUUACUAUGGCAGCGUACGAAUGUGGCGGUCUGAAUUUCCCUGAACCACCAUAUCCUGACCAAAUAGUAUGCCCGAGCGAAGUUGAUCCACAAUGGACAGCGGGCAUAUUGAAUAUAAUGAGUAAAGUACGCGUAGAGGCCAUGCUGUGGGGAGCUGGCACCGCGCUCGGCGAGUUACCGCCGUAUUUUAUGGCCAGAGCCGCGAGAACAAGUGGGCAAAGUAGUAAAAGUGAGAAUUUCGAUCAAGAAGAUCUAAAAGAAUUGGAGGCCCUGGAAGCAUUGGAGAAUGGAGAGAACGUAUCACUUGUAAUGCGUUUGAAGUUGACCAUGAAGCAAUUUGUAGAGAAAGCUGGAUUCUGGGGUAUACUGGCCUGUGCAUCGAUUCCAAAUCCGCUGUUUGACUUGGCUGGUCUGACAUGUGGACAUUAUCUCAUUCCAUUUUGGACAUUCUUUGGCGCCACGCUGAUAGGAAAGGCUGUUAUUAAAAUGCACAUACAACAAUUAGCAGUAAUCAUAGCCUUCAAUGAAGAACUUUUAGAUAAAUUUAUUAGUUUACUAGCGGUUGUGCCGUUUGUCGGCACGAAAUUCCAGGAACCAUUGAAGAAAUAUCUCAUUGAACAGAAACAGAAGCUGCACGAUAAGUCUUCUGCGGAUGGAACGACUACAAUAUCAUGGUUGUUCGAUAAAUUUGUAAUGUUGAUGGUUUGUUACUUCUUAGUGACGAUUAUUCACGCAUUAGCACGAAAUCAUCAUCGUAGACGAACUAAACCAUCUAUUGAUUAGAAUCCAUGGGGCAUAGGAUAAUUAGUUAAAGAUAUGAAAUAAGUUCCACACUGCAACAUGCGAGUGAAUAUAAAAUUUGUUUUCACAGCGAGACAAGUGCGGUAUAUAGGAAUAUAAAGGAUGCGUUGACAAAUUUCCAUUUCUAUGGUUUCAAUGUUGCAUUAGAAAUAUAAUAUGCAUUAUAGCGGAGUAUGAAACAGAUUAUUGUCUAUUUUUUCGUUUUUUUAGUUUUUGUCACUUUUUUUCUUCUUGAUGCUUUCAUUUGUGUUACAAUACAUAUAAAUGUUGCAAAGAUUCCUAAUAUACAGGUGAUUUACAUGUAUAUAGACUGAUGUCUUUUAUAAUACAAGAUUUAUGUACAGUGCAUGAAAUAAAUAUCUAAGCUGCAUAUUCUGCAAUACUUGUGCACAAUCGGUUGAUACUCGUGCUUCUGUAUGUUAUAUAUCGGUGGUUAUCAGGGAUUGAAUUUAGAGUAUUUUGCGACGAGCAAUGAAAAAAAAAUAUUCUAUAAUCAAUAAAAUUGAAUAUCCAGAAAAUGUCCGGUUUCUAUAUAUAUAAAUUUUGUAUACAUGUCUUAAGACAUUGGCAUGGGAUGUGAAAAUCUUACAUUAUCUGCCGAUGCUUUAUCACAUAAAAAGAAGUAUUAUAUUAUGUAAUAAAUGACUGAUUUAGGGGAAACAGUAGAUUAUUAUGAAUAAAAGACAUGUAAUUGAAAUAUCAAUAAUAUACGCUACAAACGUAUACCGUAAAGCGUGUGUGUAUGUGUGUGUGUGUGGGUGUGGUGUGUGUUAAUGAUAGCACAUGUGUAGUAAACAUAAUUAUGUAAAGCUUUUUUAUAACGUAUAAAUAUCGAACAUAGUACGUGGGGCGGAUGUUACGCGGAUUUAGUGAUAAACAUCGAUAUUUACAAAAUUUAUAUUACACACUGUAAGCAUUUUUCAACGAGAAAUCAAUAUCUUGAUCAAUUAAGUUCGAUUUUCCAGUUCUGAUAUCUCGAAAUGUUUCAAUGUGCAUCGAAGUCUGCAAUAAAUGUCAUUGUUUAUAAAAGACACACGAGAAACGCACAGUCGAGCCUUGCAACAUUCAUUUCCGCUACUUGUCUCCGUACUAGUGGAUUCUCGGACUACUGACGUAAUGACGCCUUUGUUCGCAUCUCGGCGAUCUUUGUACACCCUCGCGCAUCAGCAUGUGGUCGACCAUAAUUUUCAUCAAAGUGCGCCGCGCCUUAUGAACGAAAAGUGGCACAAACGCGGCCCGUUUUUGAUUUAUAUAUGUCGAGCAGUCCGAGAGUUACAGCUGGAAACGUAUAUCCGGGACUGUGAAGAGGUAUCUGGGACGAGAGCAUGACUAGGCUACCAUAAAGAAGAAUUCCUGGCUUUGAAACUAGCCGACGCGAAACUUAUAUCUCGUUAGACUGACAUUUAUUGAAAUAGUGCUUCAAUAGCGAACCAAGCUUAAUGAUGUGCUCGAUAUUGAAAUCUUUUUUUAAGAUUUAUUGUGAAUUUUAUUUAAAAGUGGUUGGAGUAAAGAAAUAAUGAAGUGUGAGUCUGUUGGAUUACGAGGAGAAAAUUCUUCUGUCUUACGAUGUAACACAAGACACAAAGAAUUUGUACCGUUAGAUGAUGUUUAAAUAAAAAUUCGCACGAUGCGAUCUGCAUUUA